AUGGACCAAGUAAAUGAUUCUGUGGUAACUGAAUUUGUAUUAUUGGGACUUGCAAAAUCCUUGGAAAUGAAGAUUUUUCUUUUCUUAUUCUUCUCUUUAUUUUACAUAGGAAUUAUUGUGGGAAACUUCUUCGUCGUGUUCACUGUGUAUUUUGAUCCCCAUCUACAUUCCCCCAUGUAUAUUCUGCUGGCUAACCUAUCACUCAUUGAUUUGGGCCUUUCAUCUACCACAGUUCCUAGGAUGAUCUCUGAUCUUUUCACUGAUUGCAAGGUUAUUUCCUUCCACAGCUGUAUGACACAAAUGUUCUUUAUCCAUGUUAUGGGAGGAGUUGAGAUGGUAUUGCUCAUAGCCAUGGCAUAUGAUAGGUAUACUGCAAUCUGCAAGCCUCUCCACUAUCAAACAAUUAUGAAUUUCAAAAUGUGCAUGCUUUUGGUAGUAGCUGCUUGGGUGAUAGGUAUGAUUCAUGCUUUAUCUCAGUUUAUUUUUGUCAUAAAUUUACCCUUUUGUGGCCCAAGUGAUGUGGGAAGUUUUUAUUGUGAUUUUCCUAGAGUUAUUAAACUCGCAUGCAUGGAUUCCUACAGACUAGAAUUUGUGGUCACUGCCAACAGUGGCUUCAUAUCUCUGGGCACUUUCUUUUUCUUAAGUGCAUCAUACAUCUUUAUUCUGGUCACUGUCCGACAACAUUCUUCAAGUGACUUAUCCAAAGCCUUCUUCACAUUGUCAGCUCACAUCUCUGUAGUGGUUAUGUUUUUUACUCCAUGCAUAUUUCUCUAUGUGUGGCCUUUCCCAACUAAGUCAUUGGAUACAUUUUUUGCCAUUGUUGACUUUGUUGUCACACCUAUCUUAAAUCCUGCCAUCUAUACCUUACGGAAUAAAGAUAUGAAGUCAGCAAUCAGAAGACUGUAUAUCUAUCGCGCUGAAAGUAUGUGA
Molecule: messenger RNA, 930 nt
Organism: Jaculus jaculus (lesser Egyptian jerboa)
Lineage: Eukaryota; Metazoa; Chordata; Mammalia; Rodentia; Dipodidae
Product: olfactory receptor 4F21-like
Exons: 2
Coding region: 1-930 (309 amino acids)
Biological process (GO): G protein-coupled receptor signaling pathway
Cellular component (GO): membrane
Molecular function (GO): G protein-coupled receptor activity; olfactory receptor activity
Source: RefSeq, a predicted model, not a curated record